Messenger RNA from Pseudopodoces humilis (Tibetan ground-tit), 1116 nucleotides. The record is from RefSeq and is a predicted model, not a curated record. Lineage: Eukaryota; Metazoa; Chordata; Aves; Passeriformes; Paridae.
AUGUCUUUACCUCUCCCGUCAUCUCUUUCUAAAUCUUUCCAGGAGAAGUCAACUACCUUGUCAGUUGAACCAGUUUACCAACGAUAUCCAAGUCUGUUGAAGAAGAUGUGUAUGGCUUUUAUGAGGAGCCUUGAGAGUAAUCAUGGUUUUGCCAGCUUUGAAGAGAACAGUAAUUAUUUCCUUAAAUUCUAUCUAUUCACCCCUCCAGUAGGGGAAAAUUACCCUUUAUUUCCACUCCAGGAUAUUGUGCCUUUAAUAUAUCCCUUCUCAGGUUUUCUGAGUCCAGCAGCAGGUGCUGAACAGCAGCCCAGUGUUGGAAAAACUAUUGAAUCCCUGGCAGAUUACAGUGAGAGGAAACCUCACCACAUCCCCAUCGCAGGUGAGAGAGUGCAGCCUGACCAUGGGAGCCUCCUGGAGGAAAACAGCCAGGACAGAAGGUGGAAGUCCAAGAGGUACCAGUCAGCAAAUUCUAAUGAGAAUUCUAAUGAGAAUUCUAAUGCUAAAAAACCCAAAACCAACUUUGAAGCAGCUGGUAAUAGAAUAAAUACUUUUUGUUACAUCUUUCAUUGCAACCCAAGACAAGCUUAAAAAGGAGUUCCUUGGAAUAAUAUGUUUCCUUCCAAAAUAUAGCCUCCAAAAUCAACAGAGGGAGGGAGAUUAGCUGAUCCUGUUUCCCAGUGUUUCACAAAAAGAAGAUACAAUCCCAAACUUAAAAUAAGCCAAGUUGCUGGAGGCCUCUGGGACAGAUUUCAAACAAGAUCUUUUAUCUCUCCACAGAGAUCUGGUGCUUUUGUAAGCCAAAGCUCUCAAAUCUCAAAUAUCCCUUUGUAUAUGUUAAGUACAGGCUGUGUUGGUGCAGUAAAUUUUGAAGACAGCACUGGUGUAGACUUAGUCCCACUUAACCACAUGCAAACUUCAAAGCCUCACUACACAAGCACUUGUAUCACAUGCUGUUACCUUGUGGGGAACAGCACAUCAUUCUUCACACAGAAGCAGGUUCACAGCACUCCAGAUAUUCCUGGAUACAUUGGCAAGGUUCAUUGAUCAGCAACUCACCCAGCAAAUUCUAAUCUUCCAUCAACAGCCCCAUCAGUAAUUGCAGGAAUGGAUGGGUAG